Molecule: messenger RNA, 3111 nt
Organism: Nycticebus coucang (slow loris)
Lineage: Eukaryota; Metazoa; Chordata; Mammalia; Primates; Lorisidae
Gene: TLR5
Product: toll like receptor 5
Biological process (GO): toll-like receptor signaling pathway; inflammatory response; immune response
Cellular component (GO): membrane
Molecular function (GO): protein binding; transmembrane signaling receptor activity
Source: RefSeq, a predicted model, not a curated record
AGGUAGUCCGUUGGCCCAGGGGUGGGGAUGUGUGUCCUGUGGACACCCUGUGCCCGGCAGGCAUGACGCGACAACAAAGUCACUUGAUUGGAACAGAGCGGUUCGCUCUUACCAGGCUUUCGUAUCUGCCCCUUCCUCUCCACCCGGUGGAAGGGGCAGGUAACUUGUCCAAGUCCGCUGUCUUACAGUCUUUCCUGGAAAAGGGAGAUAGAUGGCCACCUCCAGCAGGGCAAUGAAAAUUCCAGAAAGUCACUGAGCUGCUCAACAAAAGGCCUUGAACACCCUGCCCCGAGGUGCAGCCUGGCAAAGACUCCGUGGUGCUGGCAAUGCAGAGAACCGAAGAGAGCCUCGGGAAUGAAAAUCUGAUUUACAAAAAGGGACACAGGACCAUGGGAGACCACCUUGACCUUCUCUUAGGAGUGGUGCUCAUGAUCAGUCCUGUGUUUGGAAUUUCCCCCUGCUCGUUUGAUGGUCAGAUGGCCAUAUAUCAUUUCUGCAACCUCACCCAGGUCCCGCAGGUCGUCAGCACCACUGAGAGGCUUCUGCUAAGCUUCAACUAUAUCAGGACACUAAAUACCUCGUCAUUCCCCUUCCUGGAAAAGCUGCAGCUUCUGGAGCUCGGAACCCAGUACACCCGCCUGACUAUUGAUAGAGAGGCCUUCAGAAACCUGCCCAAUCUUAGAAUCUUGGACCUGGGUGGAAGUCACAUAGAUUUCUUGCAUCCAGAUGCUUUUCAGGGACUAUCCCAUCUGUUUGAACUUAGACUGUUUUCCUGUGGUCUCUCUGACAUUGUAUUAAAAGACGGUUAUUUCAGAAAUUUAAAGUCUUUAACUCGCCUGGACCUAUCCAUAAAUCAGAUUAGUAGCCUUUACCUUCAUCCUUCAUUUCAGGAAUUGAGUUUGUUAAAGUCCAUAGAUUUUUCCUUCAAUGAAAUACACACUCUAUGUGAGAGGGAGCUCAAGCCCCUCCAAGGGAAAACACUUUCCUUUUUCAGCCUCGCAAAUAAUAAACUAUAUAGCAUCAGCUCAGUGGACUGGGGGAAAUGUAUAAACCCAUUCAGAAAUGUGGUGCUGGAAACCCUAGAUGUUUCCAGCAAUGGCUGGACAGUGGACACUACAGGAAACUUUAGCAAUGCCAUUAGUGGAACCCAGAUUUUCUCUUUGAGUCUUGCCCACCACACCAUGGGUUCUGGGUUUGGUUUCAAUAACAUAAAAGAUCCUGACCAGAACACAUUUGCAGGCCUGGCCAGAAGCUCAGUGAUACACCUGGAUCUUUCCCAUGGGUUUAUCUUUUCUCUGAACUCCCUGCUCUUUGAGACACUCAAGGACUUAAAGGUUCUGAAUCUUGCCCACAACAAGAUAAACAAGAUUACAGACAAGGCAUUUUAUGGACUUGACAAUCUCCAAAUGCUCAAUAUAUCAUAUAACCUUCUGGGGGAACUUUAUAAUUCAAAUUUCUAUGGACUAACUAAGGUAGCCUAUAUUGAUCUGCAAAAGAAUCACAUUGGGAUAAUUCAAGACCAAACAUUCAGAUUCCUGGGAAAAUUAAAUACUUUGGAUCUCCGAGACAAUGCUCUCAAAACCCUUAAUUUUAUUCCAAGCAUAUCUACCAUCUUCUUGGGCAGCAAUAAACUGGUGACUUUGCCCAAGAUCAACCUUAGAGCCAACUUCAUCAGCUUAUCAGAAAACAGGCUGGAAAACAUGGACGAUCUCUACUUUCUUCUCCAGGUCCCUCAUCUUCAGGUUCUUAUCUUAAAUCAAAAUCGCUUAUCUUCUUGUAACCACCGUCCUACCUCUUCAAAGAAUCUCAGCAUAGAACAACUUUUCCUUGGAGAAAAUAUGUUGCAACUUGCCUGGGAAACUGAACUUUGUUGGGAUGUCUUUAAAGGGCUUUCCCAUCUCCAAAUUCUGUAUUUGAAUAAUAACUACCUUAAUUUCCUUCCACCAGGAAUAUUUAGUGAUUUGAUUGCCUUAAGGGGACUCAGUCUCAACUCUAACAGGCUGACAGUUCUUUCUUCUGUUGAUUUGCCUGCUAAUUUGGAGAUCCUGGAUGUAUCCAGAAACCAACUCCUUGUUCCCAAUCCUGAUUUAUUUGUAUCACUUAGUGCCUUGGACAUAACUCAUAAUAAGUUCAUUUGUGUGUGUGAACUCAGCCCUUUCAUCAAUUGGCUUAAUCAAACCAAUAUCACUAUAUUUGGAUCUCCUGUGGACAUAGCCUGCACAUACCCUGACUCCCUCUCUAGGAUUUCCCUCUCCUCAAUUUCCACAGAAGGUUGUGAUGAAGAGGAAAUGUUAAAGUCCCUAGCAUUUUCCCUUUUCAUCUUAUUCACUGUCACUCUGACUCUGUUUCUCAUGGCCAUCCUCACAGUUAUAAAGCUCCGGGGCUUUUGUUUUGUCUGUUACAAGACGGCCCAGAGACUGGGAUUCCAGGACCAUCCCCAGGAAAUAGAGGCUGACACCUACAAAUAUGACGCCUAUUUGUGCUUCAGUAGCAAAGACUUCAAAUGGGUGCAGAAUGCUUUGCUUAAACACCUGGACACUCAGUACAGCGACAAAAACAGAUUUAACCUCUGCUUUGAAGAAAGAGACUUUGUCCCAGGGGAAAACCACAUCACCAAUAUCCAGGAUGCUGUGUGGAGCAGCAGAAAGAUUGUUUGUCUAGUGAGCAGACACUUCCUUAGAGAUGGCUGGUGCCUUGAAGCCUUCAGUUAUGCCCAGGGCAGGUGCUUGUCUGACCUCAAUAGUGCCCUCAUCAUGGUGGUGGUUGGGUCCCUGUCCCAGUACCAGUUGAUGAAACAUCAAUCCAAGGGAUUUGUACAGAAACAGCAAUAUUUGAGAUGGCCUGAGGAUCUCCAGGAUGUUGGCUGGUUUCUUAAUAAACUCUGUCAACAGAUAGUAAAGAAAGGAGAAGAAAAGAAGAAAGACAAUAAUAUUCAAUUGCAAACUAUAGCAACCAUCUCCUAAUCAAAAGAGCUGUUUUCAACUUAUCUCAAGCUACAAAUAAGUCUUCAUUUUAUAUUUGCACCAAGUUACCAUUUUGGACUCCUUUUUGGAGGUUUUUUUGUUUUUUGCUUCUAUGAAAACAAUAUAAAUCUCUUAAUUUUCACAUCAA